AGCAUCAUUUGAAUCUUGAAUUUGCUAACGUUAGCACUUGAAAAAUAAAAAUCUUCAAAACGAAACGCGUGUGCUGUGCUUCAAAGUGAAACCAAAUACUAAAAUUGUGUAAAAAGGCCGGAAAAUUAGGCUAAAAAACCAAGCACUUAGCUAUUGUCUACAAUGAAUUACUUUUUUCUGCUAGCAUUACUACUAGCAGUAUGCGGGACUUUUGCAGAUGUAUCGCAUUUAGAUACUGAUUUACGUGAAGAUGGUUAUCACUAUAAGGAACCUUCAAUACCAUUUCCACCUCCUCCUACUGGAAAUGGUCUAGAAGAUACAGAUUUUCGGCCAAGACCACCAGGUCCACAGCCACAACCGCAACCGCAACCACAGCCACCUGCACCAGCACCAAGCUAUGGGCCACCUCAGCCACAACCAAGUCCACAACCUCAGCCACCAGCUCCAUUCCCAAGUUAUGGACCACCACCUGCACAACCAUCAAGACCACAACCAAGCCCACCUGGUCCAAGGCCACCAUCUCCUCAACCACCAGCACCUGGUCCUAGUUAUGGUCCACCACAGCCACAACCUCAGCCACCAUCUCCACAGCCACCAUCUCCACAGCCACCAGCGCCAGGUCCUAGUUAUGGUCCACCACAGCCACAACCUCAGCCACCAUCUCCACAGCCGCCAUCUCCACAACCACCAGCGCCAGGUCCAUCUUAUGGUCCACCACAACCUCAACCGCAGCCACCCAAGCCUCAACCACCAGCGCCAGGUCCAUCUUAUGGUCCACCACAGCCACAACCACAACCACCAAGACCUCAACCUCCUGCACCUGGACCAAGUUAUGGGCCACCUCAACCGCAACCACAACCACCAAGACCUCAACCUCCUGCGCCUGGACCAAGUUAUGGGCCACCUCAGCCGCAACCAGGUGUACCUCAACCUCCUACACCAGGAAAACCAGGACAAGAAUAUUUGCCACCAUCAACUCCAACGCGUCCGAGUCCACCAAUUUUCCAACCACGUCCACCAACACCCGCUCCAAGCUAUGGUCCACCACAACCACAACCACCAAGACCACAGCCGCAGCCACCUAGUCCUCAACCUCCAGCACCAGGUCCUAGUUAUGGUCCACCACAACCACAACCACAGCCGCAACCGCAACCACAACCUCAACCUCCAAAACCUCAGCCUUCUGCACCUGCGCCAAGCUAUGGCCCACCACAACCACAACCUCAACCACCAAGACCACAACCACAACCACCAGCACCGGCACCAAGCUAUGGUCCCCCACAACCACAGCCACAGCCCCCACGACCUCAACCUCCUGCGCCUGGACCAAGUUAUGGACCACCUCAACCUCAACCACAACCACCCAGACCUCAACCACCAGCGCCAGGUCCAUCUUAUGGUCCACCACAGCCUCAACCACAACCACCAAGACCUCAACCUCCAGCACCUGGACCAAGUUAUGGACCACCUCAACCGCAACCACAACCACCAAGACCUCAACCUCCUGCGCCUGGACCAAGUUAUGGACCACCUCAGUCGCAACCACAACCACCUAGACCUCAACCUCCAACACAACUGCCAAGUCCACAGCCACAACCUGAAUAUUUACCACCUCCUGGCGACAAUGAAGUAACUAUUCCAGAAACUUAUCCAGGACCAUCUCCAGGACCAUCUCCGGGACCAACACAACCUGAACCACAAGAACCGAUACCAGAAGCUGGUUCGUUGGGACCUGACGGUUAUAACUACAACAAACCAUCUCGACCAUUUUCAUAUUAAAUUAAUAGAAUUCAUAAAUUAUCACAUUCUUACUCACCAAAUGUAGUAUUACUUUUGUUCCAUUUUAUGAUCACAAAAUAAAGUUUUAGGCCGACAUUAUUUUUUUACGCAUCAAUACGAACAAUUUUAAAAA
This is a messenger RNA of Teleopsis dalmanni, 1912 nucleotides long. RefSeq names its product basic proline-rich protein. The record is from RefSeq and is a predicted model, not a curated record. The coding region runs from base 163 to 1779 and encodes 538 amino acids. NCBI's taxonomy places the organism in Eukaryota, Metazoa, Arthropoda, Insecta, Diptera, Diopsidae. The transcript is spliced from 2 exons.